GCGGCGGGGGGCGGCGGCGGCGGACGGCGGCGGCGGCCCCGCAGAGGCAGGAAUGAUGAAUGGCUCCGACGUUGCCAGCACCACGACGCCCAGCCCCAAAUCCAAGGAGGAGCAGGUCGUGAACGGCCACGGUGAGAAGGAGAACAACCCCUUCGCCGAGUACAUGUGGAUGGAGAACGAGGAGGACUUCAACAGGCAGGUGGAGGAGGAGCUGCAGGAGCAGGAGUUCCUGGACCGCUGCUUCCAGGAGAUGCUGGACGAAGAAGACCAGGACUGGUUCAUUCCCUCGCGAGACCUGCCCCAGGGCAUGGGGCAGCUGCAGCAGCAGCUGAACGGGCUCUCCGUCGGCGACGGCCACGCUUCGGAGGACAUUCUGAGCAAAAGCAACUUGAAUCCAGACGCCAAGGAGUUCGUGCCCGGUGUGAAGUACUGACGGGGGGCUGCCUUCGGACAGACUGGGUCCCCGUGUCCCCGGCUCCGGUGGGGACAGCGCUGGGGGCCGGGAGGGACGGGGCGCGACCGCGCUCUGCGGCGCCGCGGAGCCGCUGCCCCGUGGCGGGAUCUCGCUCCACGCUUCCAGUUCCUUCUUUUCCCUUUUUUUUUUUUUUUUAACUCUUCCUAGCACUUUUUUUGGCGGUUUUUGCUUUCUAGGACUUGCGGCCCUUAGGUCUGUCCUGGAGCCCAGCACCCCUCCUGCUCCAGAGGCCAACUGUGCCGCGUGCUGCGGCCCCGCCGGCGGGGAGCCCGGCCCCUCGCUGGGUACAAUUUGGGGGUCCCUGCCCGCCCGAGGCCAGGAGCCACGCGGGCUCCUCGUGUUUCCGUUCGACAGGAUUUCUUUAGCUAAAGGACGGGUGAAGCGUUACAAGACCGCACGCCCCAAAUCCCUGCGAGCAGCAGGCUGCCCCAGCUCUCGGAGAGGUGCUGAGCGCUCCUUGGUGCGCUGCUGUGCCGAGGUGGCAGCAUCCUGCCUGCUUGGAGGGUCCUGGGCGCCCCUGCGGGGGGCAACCUGGUGCCCCGGCCCCCGCCCGCCUUGGGGGGGAAGUGCUUCUGCCAUACAACACGUUCUCCUUAACGAAUGUUCCCCCCGACCCUUGAGCUUACCCGGCAUUACAGGCUGCGGCUCUGAAGCGUCUCUACCUUCGUUUCUCGUUGAAAUAAAUCCAAAAAGAACUGAACGCA
Messenger RNA from Cygnus atratus (black swan), 1179 nucleotides. It is a transcript of the gene PAIP2B, whose product is annotated as poly(A) binding protein interacting protein 2B. The transcript has 4 exons. Bases 53 to 433 code for a protein of 126 amino acids. Lineage: Eukaryota; Metazoa; Chordata; Aves; Anseriformes; Anatidae. Gene Ontology annotation, biological process: negative regulation of translational initiation. Gene Ontology annotation, molecular function: mRNA regulatory element binding translation repressor activity. Gene Ontology annotation, cellular component: cytoplasm. The record is from RefSeq and is a predicted model, not a curated record.